Messenger RNA from Schistosoma turkestanicum, 467 nucleotides. NCBI's taxonomy places the organism in Eukaryota, Metazoa, Platyhelminthes, Trematoda, Strigeidida, Schistosomatidae. The record is from the annotation of a GenBank genome assembly.
GCAAAGUGUAUUGAUAAUGAAUCUGUUCGUCUUAGAAAAACAUUACAUCCAAAGACUGUAAUCAGUAAACUAUUCAGUUUAGUUAAAACAACUACUCAUCGACGUACUACUAGUGAUCAAAAUACACUGUCAGAUUUAGACAAUACAACAGAAUAUCCAUUGUCUACAGAUGAUCAUUUGCAAACAGAUUUUUUAUCUGGUGAACAUUUUAAUGAUGUCGAGAAAAAGAAGAAUAAAUAUUUUUUAAAUUCAUCAAAUAAUAAUAAUAAUAAUAAUAAUAAUAAUACAAAUUCACUUUCAAUUAUACAAAAUAAUUUAUCUGUAGAAAAUUCCACAAAAACUUCCCCUAAAUCUCAAUUGAGCAAUCAUCAAUCAAAUGAUUUGCAACUUUGUGUCAUGAAUAAGAAAAUCAUUAAUCCUGUUGAAAAAUCAUCACAGUCAUCUUGUUAUGCAACACUUCAUGAAAG